UGCUCGGCCGGGCCAUGGCGUCCACCGCGCCCGGCGGCCCGCGCCCGCUGCUGCAGUUUCUACGGCUGCUGGGGCGGCUCAAGAGAGUCCCUCGGACUGGCUGGGUGUACCGAAAUGUGGAGAAUCCAGAGAGUGUGUCGGAUCACAUGUACCGCAUGGCGCUGAUGGCCAUGGUGACCAGAGAUGCCCAGCUUAACAGAGACCGGUGUAUUCGCCUGGCCCUGGUUCACGACAUGGCAGAGUGCAUCGUUGGGGACAUAGCGCCCGCCGAUAAUGUUCCCAAAGAAGAAAAGCAUAGGCGAGAAGAGGAAGCCAUGAGACAGAUGACCCAGCUCCUGCCAGAGGACCUCAGCAAGGAGCUGUAUGAACUGUGGGAGGAGUACGAGACCCAGUCCAGUGCAGAAGCCAAGUUCGUGAAGCAGUUGGACCAGUGUGAGAUGAUCCUGCAGGCGUCCGAGUACGAAGACCUGGAGUGCCGGCCGGGUAGGCUGCAGGACUUCUUCGACUCCACCGCAGGGAAAUUCAGUCAUCCCGAAAUAGUCCAGCUUGUCUCUGAAAUCGAAGGUGAAAGGAACGCAAACAUUGCCACAGCCGCAGGCGAGCCACACUCCUGAGCCAGUGACCCGAGAUUUCUUUCCAUUUCGUGGUGCUGUUCUGCUGUUGCUGGUCUCAAGUCCCUCCAUGUGAAGUCUGUGGGUUUUCAGUUGUCUGGAAUUCUGCAAGAAGUGUGAUGUUAUUCAGGCCCUAAAGCCACGGAAGAAGUGGUUAUGAGCACAGCAGGAGUGGGGAGGACUGCCUUUUUAAUAAAUAAAACG
Octodon degus (degu) is the source of this 815-nucleotide messenger RNA. Its product is annotated as HD domain-containing protein 2. Gene Ontology annotation, cellular component: cytoplasm. The transcript has a single exon. The coding region runs from base 15 to 614 and encodes 199 amino acids. The record is from RefSeq and is a predicted model, not a curated record. Lineage: Eukaryota; Metazoa; Chordata; Mammalia; Rodentia; Octodontidae. Gene Ontology annotation, molecular function: 5'-deoxynucleotidase activity.